CGGCCGCCCGCCACGCCAGUCGCCAACCCGCGCCGGCCAACAGCGCCCGCUAACGCCACCGCUCACAAUGAAGGAAAAGGGAAAAAACCUCAAAUCCGCCAAAAACAUGGACAAACUCAUCACAGCUGUCCAAGCCAGGGAAUGUCUCUGGGACAAGAGUUACAGAGGACAUCGGAAUCGGUUCAAACUGGAGCGGUAUUGGAAUGAAGUGGCGGCAGAAGUGGGCACGACUAGCAUAAACUGCAGAAAGAGAUGGAAAAACUUAAAGGACCAGUGCCGGAAGGAGAUCAAGAAAAACCCGAAGGACUCCGAAUGGCCGCACUUCCCGAAGCUGUGGUUCAUCCACAACCAGUUUCUGGCUGAAGAAGAAGAAGGCGAGGCUGAUGACACCAACGAUGAGGCUUUCACCGGACUGGAUGACUCUAUCAAGCGACCAAAACUCGGGUAUACGAUAAGGAAGAAAUUCCUAGUGAACAAAAGACGGUCGAUAGAGCUGAACACGCACAAGUUGAUCGAUCUGGUGCAAGCGAAAGAGAUCAUUUGGAACCGCCAGCUUAAAGGGCACCAUAAUUGGUAUAAGUUAGAUGAGAGCUGGAAAGAAAUUGCUGAGCAGUUGGGCGUUACUCGUGACGAGGCCCGUCUAAAAUGGAAGUACCUCCGAGACCAAGCCAGGAAGGAAUGUCGCAAACAGGACUCAGAGUGGGACCUCCUCCCCAAGCUACAGUUCCUCGUCAACCAGUUCAACGACUACGAGGGUAUGGAGAACGACUACGGACACGACAGCUACAGCGGAGACCUGCCUGAUGACGACCACGACGACCACCCUGACCCUGAGCCAGUCCACAGCAAUUUCUACCCAGAACCCACGCCACAAGCCAACCCUCUUGUUAAACCAGAUGAAGAAUUUGAUGAAUUUGAUACUAAACCUGUAAUAAUUGAGACAGAUUUCUAUGAUGAUGAUGACGAACCUCUCAAAUCUGCAGCUGCUACCAGUAAGUCUGAUCCACAGAAGGAUGAGGACGAAGGGUUUUUUAAUAGCCUCAUGCCGCAUAUUAAGAAACUGGGACCGGCUAAGAAGUUGAUGUUGAGGAUGAAGAUUCAAGAGCUCGUUUAUAAUACGGUUUAUAAUGUGACGUAACACUUAAUUGAAUAGGUGAAGAAACUGCAGAAGUGGGCUGAUCCCACUGGGGUAACAUUAGCAAUUCACAAUCCUUAAGUAACGUCGCCAUCGGUCUCUUGUCAAAUCUGACGUAACAUGUAUGGAUCUGACAGAUGUUUAACGACGCUGCUUAUGGAUUGUUAUAUUGCUAAUGUGUUGGUAGAGGUAUGCUGGCAGUAGGGUGGUUAUAUUAUGGCAAUAAUUAAUAUAUUUAACAGUAACAAUAAGUUGUAAAAUUUUACUCGUUUGGCGUGUAAUGUAAAUUUUUCAACUUAUUGUUUUAAGAAAAGGUUAUUACCAUAAGUAAAUCAUUUUCCUUUUCACCGACGAUAUGAAGUUGUAGAAAUUGUUUACAACAUGUGCAAUUCAAAAUAAUAAUUUGAUAUUCUCAUAUUGUGUGGAAAAUAUAACAUAAUAAUUUGAUCUCAAAAGGUUUCUUUUACAAAGGUUUUUUUAAAUAGAUACCUAUUAUUUAAUUUGAAACAAUAAAUGAUUAAAGCCUUUUUAAUACUUAUUUAAUACUUGGUUUAAUAACACUGUAUAGAUCCUACAUUACUUAUACGGUAAAAUAAAAGAGUAGUUAGGUUUUAAUUGUUAUUUAUAAACAUUCCAUGAUAAGAAAAGUUACGUGACCAGCAAAGUUUCUAUAAACAAGGAAAUUAUAUUAUUUCUUUCAGUUUUCAAAAGUCGUUGAACGAAAAUUCCCUUUCAGCUCACUAGCAUUUUUGUAACACCAUGUAGGUAUAUUAAGAUUAGGUGCUUUUAUAAUAUUUAUUAUUUUAUGAUAAAAGUAUUUAAUGAGAAACAGUAGACGUAUGAUAAUGAUCUCGUCAAUGUCCAAUAACAGUAUCAUCAACCUCCUCAAAAUAAACGAAAUUACAAAUAAAGUUAGUUCAAUGAAGCAAUAACUUAGGUGACCUAAAUUUAGUCGUUUUGAGUGCAGCCGAUGUUUUGAGUUGAAACCAUAAAUAUUUUGAUUUGUUGGCAAAGUUUUGGCGCCAAACGUGUUAACGGCAAACUACCCAAUCCUAUUAAAAGUGACUUGAAUUUGAUUA
Molecule: messenger RNA, 2214 nt
Organism: Plutella xylostella (diamondback moth)
Lineage: Eukaryota; Metazoa; Arthropoda; Insecta; Lepidoptera; Plutellidae
Molecular function (GO): DNA binding
Source: RefSeq, a predicted model, not a curated record